AAGACAAAAAGAAGGCAAACGAAACAACUUGUGGAAAAACAGCGAAGAGACAGGAUCAAGAAAAGCUUAGAAGAACUGGCCUCGCUUAUUCCAGAGGCUAGAAAACAGGUAACCGAUUUUGAAAAUUUUUAUGAGCAGUUUGGCUAGAACUGACUUUACUGGAGCGCGGUUACCGCUAAUAUCAUACUUUGAUCACGGGUCUUUCCACGCUGAUGCAACGAAAACUGGAUUUUUUAUAAACGUGGCAGUUUUCUAAAGUAAAGAUUAAUUAACAACUUUAAGAUCAAUUCCCAUGAAAAAAGAAAUCGACUUUGCACAUAUAUGCAGCCGGAAAUGGUUUGUUUAUGAAUGAGUAAUUCUCUCGCAGACCCAGUCGCGUUAAUUUCCAUAAGGAAGUCAGAAUGUCGGUUGCCGUUAACAAAAGGGGAUUUGUUGCUACCAGCUUUCCUUUCUUCAAAGGAGAGUUUCUUAGCAAGGAAAUAGGUUCCUUACCCAGUAUACCAUUUACGAUACAAAUUCGUAGAUUUACAGAUUCAUCAUGAAGCCAAAUAAAUCCUCUGACCCCCCCCCCCACCCCUGCCACAUUCAAAGAGAAACGCCUAGGGGGCGAGGUUGACCCUAUUCUCAUCUCAGAACCCCUCUGUUAUGUGAGCUGACGGGGCGUUCGCUUAACAAAUCAAGAGGCUAUUCGAUUUCUUGCGCUAAGGCUUUGCUUGCCAAAAGAAGCGAAGAUGUUUAGGAAUUAUAAUGGAUAGAAAAGUGAACUCCCGAGGAACUGGGUGCUAGUUACCAUUGCUAUUCAAUUUAUCAACAGCUACAACUUGGCCACCGAUUAAGGCAAACAAAGAUUCUUCAGCUAGUUGUGGAUCACAUCCGAUCCAGUCAACAAGGUAACUAAAGCUCAGAGAGAAUAAAAACUGCAUAAGCUUUCUUUUAUAUACCAAAUGGUAAAACAUUGAAACAAAGACAAAUUUAUUUUUCUCCACAGAACGCGAGAAUUUUAAACUUUAUGAUACCACUUCGUAUCAAACUUGUUGCUUGUGUUCCUUUUGCGAGAAACGGCUCUUUGUCCACGAAACUGAUACAUUUUCAUGCACUGAUGAUCUCAACGUGAAGUUAUCACGAGCGCCCGUAGAAGCAUCGGUCAGGGGAAGGGAAACGUCAUUCCCUCCCAAGACCUGUCCUUUCAAAGUCAAUAACGUUUCUGCCGAAACUAGUUAUGACAAAAGAAAACCUGAGGAACGACUUGAGGAGAAGAAAGACGGCGUUGCCGUGGAAACCACGUGUAAGGGACCCUUAAAUGCCCUCAAAUCUUUGUGUUCUUCAAUUUCUCCACAUUUCCCGCCCCACACCAUCGGAAUAUCAAGUGGCCUUCACUCCAAAAACUCCACCUGGUUUGUUUCGGAUUCCAUGUUACAUCAGCCGACAUCUUUCGGGUUGGUCCCUCAAGUACCUCCACCUACCACUGAUCGACAGACACUUGCUGCUCCAGAGAAUCAAAAUCUAUGGAGACCCUGGAUUUGUGGACAUGACUGCAAGAAUGACUAG
Pocillopora meandrina is the source of this 1548-nucleotide messenger RNA. Lineage: Eukaryota; Metazoa; Cnidaria; Anthozoa; Scleractinia; Pocilloporidae. The record is from the annotation of a GenBank genome assembly.